AUGUGCACAGAGCCUACGGAUCGUUUCAAAAGUCUAACUCCUGUUUUUUGGCGACUACAUUCGGAAGCAAAAAAUGCCACGACCAGAUACAAAUACCUCCAGUUUGGAGUGCUCCAAGUGCUACCUCCAGUUUGGAGUGCUCCAAGUGCUACCUCCAGUUUGGAGUGCUCCAAGUGCUACCUCCAGUUUGGAGUGCUCCAAGUGCUACCUCCAGUUUGGAGUGCUCCAAGUGCUACCUCCAGUUUGGAGUGCUCCAAAUGUUACCUCCAGUUUGGAAUGCUCCAAGUGUUACCCCCAGUUUGGAGUGCUCCAAGUGUUACCCCCAGUUUGGAGUGCUCCAAGUGCUAUCUCCAGUUUGGAGUGCUCCAAGUGCUAUCUCCAGUUUGGAGUGCUCCAAAUGUUACCUCCAGUUUGGAAUGCUCCAAAUGUUACCUCCAGUUUGGAGUGCUCCAAGUGCUACCUCCAGUUUGGAGUGCUCCAAAUGUUACCUCCAGUUUGGAGUGCUCCAAGUGCUACCUCCAGUUUGGAGUGCUCCAAGUGUUACCUCCAGUUUGGAGUGCUCCAAGUGCUACCUCCAGUUUGGAGUGCUCCAAGUGCUACCUCCAGUUUGGAGUGCUCCAAGUGUUACCUCCAGUUUGGAGUGCUCCAAGUGCUACCUCCAGUUUGGAGUGCUCCAAGUGCUACCUCCAGUUUGGAGUGCUCCAAAUGUUACCUCCAGUUUGGAAUGCUCCAAGUGUUACCCCCAGUUUGGAGUGCUCCAAGUGUUACCCCCAGUUUGGAGUGCUCCAAGUGCUAUCUCCAGUUUGGAGUGCUCCAAGUGCUAUCUCCAGUUUGGAGUGCUCCAAAUGUUACCUCCAGUUUGGAAUGCUCCAAAUGUUACCUCCAGUUUGGAGUGCUCCAAGUGCUACCUCCAGUUUGGAGUGCUCCAAAUGUUACCUCCAGUUUGGAGUGCUCCAAGUGUUACCUCCAGUUUGGAGUGCUCCAAGUGUUACCUCCAGUUUGGAGUGCUCCAAGUGUUACCUACAGUUUGGAGUGCUCCAAAUGUUACCUCCAGUUUGGAGUGCUAGAAACUGGAAACUAUACAAUGAAAUGCACGUUUCUUUCAUCAAGCGCGUAUCCCAAGAAUCUUCACCACCUAGAGACAUGCUCAUGCUUGAUGACCUACUGAUAAAACAAAACCUAGAUCAUAGAAUCUAUAGAGAUAUCAACUGGUUGUGGGAGUCGUGA
This is a messenger RNA of Biomphalaria glabrata, 1227 nucleotides long. RefSeq names its product oocyte zinc finger protein XlCOF7.1-like. NCBI's taxonomy places the organism in Eukaryota, Metazoa, Mollusca, Gastropoda, Planorbidae. The coding region runs from base 1 to 1227 and encodes 408 amino acids. The record is from RefSeq and is a predicted model, not a curated record. The transcript has a single exon.